AUGGCGCCGCCGCUCUGCAGAUGCAAGAUGCCCGCGCGCCACGCGGAGACGAAAAAGGCGGGCCCAAACCACCGCCGGCCCUUCUGGAGUUGCGCGGCGACAGACAGCCGCGGCUGCGACUUCUUCCAGUGGGACGGGCCGCCGCGUGCGGCAGCAGCCGCGGGGCCGGCGGGCCCGUCCGCGGCGGCGGCGCCGGCACGGCAGCAGCCCGAUCGCAUCGAUGGUCAGUGCGGGCAGUGCCGUGCUCCCGUGGCGUACCUGACCGUCUCCUCCCAGAAUGCUCGCGGGAACCAGGGACGGCGCUACUACCAGUGCUCCGCCUGCGACAAGUUCAAGUGGCUGACGCCGGCUGCGACGCCCUCUUCCGAGCCGGCCACGUCCAUCAACUUUUACGCGGUGACUGACCGAGAGACGCUCAGCGCGGUGCAGGCGCUGCUCGCGGUGCCGCCGGGCGUACGGCUCGGCGUAGGUCGCGACUACACUGAGCAGCGCGCCGUACCGUACGACUACCUCGAGGUGGCCCACGCGUGGCGCGUCAUCAACCGGGAGAAGCAGGCGAGGUUCGACUCCUUUCGACAGGGGCUGACGGCAGCGCCGCCGGUGGCGCUGCGAGAGGCGCACGCCGCCGCAGCCGCGGCGCUGCGGCGAACGCAGUGCAUGCGCGGCUCGGACGCCGCAAAAGUGGACCAGUACCUCGGCGUCGACCUGCGAGACCGCAAGGGCGAGCCCGCCCACGCGCUGCACCGGCUGCACCACAAGCUCUACACCAACCUCCCCCACAAGGGUCACGUCUACUACGUCCUCGUCUGCUCCGUCGCGCUCGGAGACCCGGACGGACGCACCGAGCUGGGUGGUGGCGAGCCGCUCUUUGCCGACGAGGAGCGGCGCGCUCUCCGCCGCCCGGCCCGCCACGCCGCGCUGGCCGAGCUUGGUGAGCGGGUGGUCCGCUUCCGCGAGCUGGCGAUCCAGAUCGAGCUCGUCGUCGCCGUGCAGCGCACCCGCCGCUUCUGCGGCGCGCUGCAGCGCGGAGGAGGCUGGGAGGAGGAGGGGUGCAGCUUCGUCGACUGGAACGGGCCUGCUGAGGCGGCGGCGCGCAGCAGAGAGCCCCAAUCACCGACCGAGCUGAUUUCGCAGGCCACGGGGGAAGGCGCCGCCGCUGCUGCCCCCGCCGCCGCCGCCGCUGGUACCACCUCGCCUCCCCCAAAGCGCCAGCGCGGCGGCGGCGCCUCCUCCGCCAGCGGUGCUGCGGAGGUGGUGGACUUGUGCGACAGCGAGGCUGACUCGGAGGCGACGCUGUGCGACUCCGAGUCGGGCUCAUCCGCCUCGCCGUCGGAGGAGGAGGGGGCGGCGACGACGGGUCAGAGCGUCUCGUACGCGCAACGGGACGGCACCCAGUGCCUCGCCACCGUGAGCGCCGUGCUGCCUGGCAGCGUGGACGACCCGGAGCCGAGCUACACGGUGGCGAUGCCCAGCGGCAUGCAACGCGACACCAUCGCCGCGCGGCUCACGGCAUCUUCGCCGCAGCCGCCACCGUUGCCGCCGCAGCAGCCGACGCCGCAGCCGCCGCCGACGCCGCAGCAGCCGCCGCAGCAGCCGCCGCAGCAGCCGCAGCGAGCGGUGUGGGAGGUAGAGCUCUCUCGCGCUUUCGUCGCUUUCGGCGCGCCGGCACAAGAGGAGCUGGAGGCGGCGUUCCAGCGCGGCGACCCCGUCGCGCGCAUCCGCGUGCGCGGCCAGUCCUACGAGGUCUCGGUGAGGGCGAGUCAGCCGCGGCAGCAGGCGGUCGGAGGCGGGUCGAGGAGCCGCGCGGUGCGGCGGCGAGAGCUGGGCGCGGCUGGGGCGGCGGGCGCUGAGUGA
Emiliania huxleyi CCMP1516 is the source of this 1854-nucleotide messenger RNA. RefSeq lists its product as hypothetical. The transcript has 7 exons. Gene Ontology annotation, molecular function: zinc ion binding. Lineage: Eukaryota; Haptophyta; Isochrysidales; Noelaerhabdaceae. Bases 1 to 1854 code for a protein of 617 amino acids. The record is from RefSeq and is a predicted model, not a curated record.